Molecule: messenger RNA, 1320 nt
Organism: Trichoderma atroviride IMI 206040
Lineage: Eukaryota; Fungi; Ascomycota; Sordariomycetes; Hypocreales; Hypocreaceae
Source: RefSeq, a predicted model, not a curated record
AUGCCAUCUCACGCCAUUAAGGCCUACGACGAAGAAACACAACGUGCCAUCGAAGGAGAUGCACACUUCCAUCGUCUCAGCUGGGGCCGCCUGACUGUGGUUCUCAUUGUAGAGGCCAUUGCUCUCGGGAGCCUCAGCUUACCAGCUGCCUUUGCAACACUGGGCAUGGUGGCAGGUGUAAUAUUGUGCAUUGGUGUCGGUCUAGUGGCCAUGUAUGCGAGCUACGUUCUUGGAGAGGUCAAACUGCGAUAUCCUGAAGUUGCUCAUUAUGCAGACAUUGGGCGGCUGAUGAUGGGAGGCUUUGGAUCGAAGCUUUUCAGCAUCAUUUUUGCUUCGCAGCUGAUUCUUAUCACGGGAUCGCAUUGUCUGACUGGCACGAUUGCUUUUGAAACCAUUACUGAAAGCGGAAUCUGCUCUCUUGCCUUUGGGGUCGUGUCUGCGAUUAUACUCUUCUUGCUGGCGAUCCCGCCGUCGUUUACCGAGGCAGCCAUCUUGGGAUAUAUAGAUUUCGCUUCCAUCAUCAUAGCAAUUGGCAUUACUAUGAUUGCCACCGGAAUUCAAAGCUCGAACCAGCCAGGUGGCUUGGGAGCGUCUACUUGGUCAGCUUGGCCUCGAGAAGGUCUAACGUUCUCGGAGGCAAUUGUUGCUGUCAAUAGCAUUGUUUUUGCGUAUGCCUUUGCCGGAGCUCAGCCAUCUUUCAUGGACGAAAUGCACACGCCAAAAGAUUACAUAAAGUCCAUUUGGAGCCUAGGAAUCAUCGAAGUCGUCAUCUACACUAUUACAGGCGCACUCAUCUAUGCUUUCGUGGGCCAAGACGUCCAGUCGCCUGCCUUAUUAUCAGGCGGAUCAGUCAUUUCUCGAAUCACUUUUGGCGUUGCACUUCCCGUUAUUUUCAUCUCCGGCUCCAUCAACACUACUGUCGUGGCUCGCUUCAUUCACGGGAGAAUAUACAAAAACUCUGUUGCCCGCUAUGUGAACACCGCCAAAGGCUGGAUAUCAUGGCUGGCAGUGGUUGGAACCGUCACGGUGAUUGCGUGGAUCAUUGCUGAGGCCAUCCCCUUCUUCUCUGAGCUUCUGUCUAUCAGUUCAUCUCUUUUUGUGUCUGGGCUUUCGUUCUAUCUACCGCCGGUCAUGUGGUUUGUAUUACUGAAAGAGGGCAAAUGGCACGAGAGACAUAAUUGGAAAAGCGCCUUUUUCAAUGGUAGCGUCUUUAUAAUCGGAAUGAUUAUCCUCGUUUGUGGCACUUAUGCAAGCAUUGUGGAGCUGAAAUUCCAGAAACACGCAGUCAACAGACCUUUUACAUGCCAGUCACUUGUUUAA